UUUACCGCCUGUCUGCGCAAUAUACCGGAAGAGGUAAUAAUAAACAUUCACAACGGUUUACCGUUUAGUUGAUAACAACGAAAUUUAGAAUUCCAUCUACAAGAUGGAUAGAAGUUCCAUACGUUACGAGGUGCUUCGUGAAGAUGAAGCCAGCGCACCAGCAGAGCCUGUGAAUCUUGUGAUGAUAGUUCCGCCUCCGGAGUAUCCAGGAAGUGAGGCAUAUGGAACAGAUGCUUCUAACCAGAAGCUGCCAUCCUAUACCGAGGCUACAACUUUGCCAACCUAUGAGGAGGCAGAGCGCUCAAAAUUCCAGGAAGUCCAUGGAGACACUGACAUUAACAUUGAUAGUCAAGAUGAAAUUGCUCCACACGAGGGUCGAUUGUACAAAGCUGCCACGCUUGGCACCGAUGGCAUGUUUUUGUGUGCCUUUGUCAUGGCAUUCUUCUUUAACUGGAUUGGGUUUCUGUGUUCUAUAUGCCUGUUCAACACGAUAGCUGGGCGAUGUGGUGCCUUGUCAGGACUGGGACUCUCCAUUGUCAAGUGGAUCUUUAUUGUCAAGCACAAUAAGUGGGCCAGUAAUUGGGCGGAUGGCGACUCCUGGGUCUGGUGGCUACUGCUUCUGUGUGGUAAGGAACAGCUUCAUGUCAAACUAAUUCUGUGUUUUGUAACACAAUGUUCGAACAGAAAAUUUAAUUUUAUAAAUAAAAAAUGGAUGAAGAUUGGCAAUAUUACAUUUAUACCACACUUGUAAUCAGUGAUUCAGAUAAUAUUCAGUUAAAGUGCUGUUACUUUAUUAUCCGAGUUAAAGAAGAUAUAGUAACACAAGUAUGUUUGUGAUGGUGGGUGGGUGAUGGCAUGCAUAUAUAAUGCCAAUAUAAAAUGCAUCAAGUUUGAUUUUGCAUUUUUGGCCAUGUUGCACAACUCCUCUCACACCUCUAACUUGACAUUCCCCAAACUUUGUACAGUUGUUAUGGACACAUUACACAUUACAUAAUUGAUUCUCUACCACAAAUACUUUUAAUAGUUGAUUUUUAUUUCAUCUGGAUCCAUGUACUGCUGUCUUUAUGAUAGAUAACAUUUCUGUUCUUGAAUCGAUUUUUAAACACUCCCAGUUAUGAGUGGAUGAUGCUCUACUUUGUGGUGCUGAAAAGAAAAGGAAACCUGAUUAUUAAAUGAAAACAAGGAUCUGGGUGAUUGUAUGUUGAUAUAAAAAUUCCAAAUCUGAACAAAAUAUUUUGAUAAAUUCCCCAUCUAAAGGGAUCCUGGACCCUGUCCCAAAAACUAGUGACAGCCCUGGUGAAAGUUACAGACCAGGAAGUACAUGCAUGUUGGAUUGAUUUUUGUUAGCUCUUCUGAGCCGAAGGCUCAAAGAGCUAAUCAUAUGGCCAUAUGUCUGGCGUGCGGUGUGCGUAAACUUUUUGGGAAAAGGGCUAUAUCUCAAGAACCCCUUGGCCAAUUUUUGUCAAAUUUGUCACAGGGUAUCCUUGUACUAAAACUAGGGUUUUGACCCUUUAACAAAAGGAGAUAAUUAGGAAAAUGCAAACAAAAGUAUUGGUUGCCAUAAAAUUUUCUUCUCAAGAACCACUGGGCAAAUUAUCACCAAACUUAUGCAUAAGGAUGAGGAUAGGUUAUAGAUAAAAAAUUGUUCAAGUCAUCAUCCUGGGGCAAAGGGUGUGGUCUCGGGGUCACUUCAAAGUUGACCUUAAAUUUUGUUUUGUUAAAACUUUGAUAUUUUGCUUAGUAUAAAGACUAGGAUCAUCAAAUUUUGUCAGUUGAUGCAUCUUAGGACUUAAUAUCAUGUUGUCUCAAAAGAAGGUCAUGGUGACUUACUUUUUGAAUUUCGCAGGUAAUUAUUAUUAAAUGGAUUUUGAUGCAUAUCUUGGACACUUUUGAGCCUAUGAUCAUCAAAAGUUGUGAGUUGAUGGAUCAUGGGACCUUGAAGUGCUUCAUGUGAAAUGUCACCAUGACCUACUUUUUGAAUUUUAUGGCUAAUCAUUUAUGAAUACAUUUUAGGUUGUUAUUUCAGAUACCGAGAGGUUUAGAUUCAUCAAACCUUGUAAGUUGAUGCGUCUAGAGGCCUCGAAACAUAUUUAUAAAAAAAAAAAAAAAGUAGGUCACAGUGACCUACUUUUUGAAUUUUGCAGACAUUCAAAUUUCACAUUUUCAAUUUUAGAUGCAUAUUUUGGACACUAUGAAAGCUAGGAUCAUCAAACUUUGUCAAUUGAUGCAUCUUGAGUCUUUGGAGUGUGUCGACCAAAAAGUAGGUCACUGUGGCCUUCUUUUGGAAUUUGACGGCUAUAUUUGAAUACUUUUUGACUUGUCAGUUGAUGCAUCUUGAGUCUUCAGUGUGUCGACCAAGAGUAGGUCACCGUGACCUACUUUUGGACAGUUACAUUUAAAUUUUCAGGUACUAUUUGACUUAACAUCAUCAAACUUUGUUAAUUGAUGAAUCUUGGUUAGUGAGAAUUUUUGCCUGUUCUACAAUGUAUCAGAAGAGCGAUUCUAGGCCCAUGGGCCUCAUGUUUGGAUAAAGCUGUAAUUUGUGUAGCUCUCCAAGAGAUAACGGAAAUAAGGUAAAAAAAUUUUUUUUACUGUAUUUCAGAUCUUUUGAAACAAAUGUUUGGGGAAUGUCCGUUGUAACCACCACCAUUGCAAUUAGCACGACCUGGUAGUUGUGUGUUGUAAAUCAAAAAUAAUUUCGAAUGAAUUUUUACUUGUAGGAAUGCUGAUUUUCUUACGAGGAGCUAUUCACUACAUCAAGACAAAAUAUGAGUGGAACCAGAUUCAAAACAGCCUGAGAAAUAGAAAUUUGUUCCUGUUUUAGUGUCGAAGAUUUCCACAUUGUUAUUGUUGGGGUUUUUUUUUGUUGUUUUUUUUUUUAUUUACUCAUAGUAGGAAUUUUUAUUAAGUUCAUCCAUCAUAUUGUUUUGGUGCUGGUUAGUCUCCAUACAUGAAGGACACAUAAAGAAUACAUAUAGUUAUUUAAUCAGUCUCGAUGCUUAUGUGAUGUAUGUUUAAUGUUGAGGACAGAAUUAAUGUUCUGUUCUAAAGAGGUUUGCACCUGGGUUUUGUAGUAUUGUCAUAUUCAUUCUUUGAGAAGUAUAUUUCGAAUUUCUACAUUGUGGGGGAAAUCAUGAAAUUAAAGAAAAACUGUGUUCAUAGUGCUACAGUGUGAUAAACUUGACCUUCUUGCACUUAAAAUUAUUAUAUCUGUUGAUGUCAACAAAACAUAAGCAACACAAAUCAAUUAUUACAGGAAAUACAUACUCAUGUCUUCUAUUAAACAAUAUACAUGUAGGUAAAAAAAAAAGUUUAGUGCAAGUAGAUUUGAAGUAGAAAAUGACCUUUCUGCACACAAAUAUUUUGAAAAACAUCAUCUAGAAUUUAUAAGAGUUUAUUAGAACAUACUAGGGGUAUUGUCAAUUUUUUAAAAAUUGUACAUCAGAUGCACUCUUAAUGCCUUAAAAUCAAUAAGAGAUCGAAAUUUUGAAUUAUUGGUCAAAGUAUUAAAUUUGCAUCCCAAAUUUCUGGUAAAUUGAUAUAGACGUUUUUAAAAAUCAGUGUUCUGUUUGGAAAGAUAUAUCAACCAAAUUAAUGAAUAUAAAUAGUUUAAUUGGUUUGAAGUCUCUGCGACUUGUAUCAUGAAUUACAAAACUGAAGUACAUCUCUAGGGGUAUAGAUAUUGACGAUACACUGGAUAGAACAGAAAAGUCAAAUCUCGCAGAUUUUGAGUAUCACAUUAUGUAGUCUUUUCCAAACCCUUUUAAAAUUUGAUUUGACUUAAAAAACGGGAUGGAUUUAAGUGAAUAGUAUAUCAUAUGUGUGAACAAAUUAAAUAAGUAUUGAACCAGUACCUAUAAAGUUAGAGUGUCCUGCAUGGUUGUGCUCAAAAGCUGGAGGUUCUUAUUUUUUCCAGAGAGGAAUACUUGUUAUAAAUUUCGCUGUAAAUAUAACUUUUUUGAUUGUUGGACGUGUUUUUUUGUUGUAAUUUUUGUCUGACCCUUGAUUUUGAACAUAUUUUUGAUUUUUGGACAUGGUUUUUUGUAAUUUUUGUCUAACCCUAGAUUUUGAACAUAUUUUUAUUAAUAUACGCUACACUAAAUAAAGUGACGGAUUUAGAAGAAAAAAAACUUUACAGUUUGAUUGCAUCAUCAAUUUUUCAACAAGAUUAUUUGCAGAUGUUGGGUAUAUAUGACAUGUUGGUGUCUUUCCUUUCAGUGUUGAAUUGUAGACGUCACGUGGUAUGUAGAAUGGCAAAAAACAUUUUAAAGCUUAUUUUACAAAAGAAAGUAGUUAACCUUAAAAUGAUAUUUAUAACAGUAUUUGUACUGCAGUUGACUGUUUUUAAACCUUUGUGGACCAUUUGUUUCUUCAGUCUUUCAAUUCAAAUCUUUACAUUUGUUGUUCCCCAUGCCUGUUCAUUAUAUGUCAUUUAGAUGAAGUAGUACAUUGAUGAUGGAUUUCACUGAAGUUUAAAUUUUGAAUUAUUUAAUAUGUAUAUGCUAGCUUUCACUCAACAUACAGUGUAUAAUGUUUAAUGUAGCAAGGAAUUUUUAGAUACAUAAUAAUGUAAAUGAUAGAUGCUGAAAAGGACGUCAGACAGUCAAUUUGUGAAUUAAGUACUGGGUACUUCUAAGUGUCCACCCCCUCUUAGCUGAUCCAGUGUUUCAAUGGAUUCCCAACAAGCUUUACUUUUUCAAAUAGAGUUUUUAAAUGUCUUCUUCAAACUGUUGAAUAUUUACAAAUUUGGAUAGGUAUUAUCUUCAUUCUGUUAAGUAAUCUGCUGUUGCAUACUGCUUUAAUUUGGUAGUUGGUAAUUCAUAGGUUUAUAGAUGAAGUAUUGUUUUAUCCACAUGAUUGGCCAGUAUUUGAUUGUUUUAAGUAAUAUACGUAAAAUGGAUAUUAAAUCACAAUACCUAAAAAUAAAGGCAUUUACAUGAGGACAAUA
Molecule: messenger RNA, 4948 nt
Organism: Ostrea edulis (European flat oyster)
Lineage: Eukaryota; Metazoa; Mollusca; Bivalvia; Ostreida; Ostreidae
Product: NEDD4 family-interacting protein 1-like
Exons: 6
Coding region: 104-751 (215 amino acids)
Biological process (GO): vacuolar transport; metal ion transport; positive regulation of protein ubiquitination
Cellular component (GO): perinuclear region of cytoplasm; endoplasmic reticulum; Golgi apparatus
Molecular function (GO): WW domain binding
Source: RefSeq, a predicted model, not a curated record